AUGUCUCUUCUUAGUUUCAUUGGCCUAAAAAGACAAAAUUACAACCGACCCCGUCUAACUCUACCAGAUAUACUGCACCGAACAGUCGUCACCGGUCUUGCAGCGCUCGCCGUGUAUGGUGUAUUCCUAGGUUACAUGGUCCAUAAUGAGACCCUGGCUAAAGGACGAAGGUACUUUGCCUGCCCGACGUCGGAUUUAUUUUACCAGACGCUGUCGUUACAGGUAGUUGACGAAGCCAGGGAGCAAGCUUUAGCCGAGGCAGCACAAUCCGCGCUCAAAUCCAGAUCGUCCUGA
This is a messenger RNA of Pisolithus orientalis, 294 nucleotides long. RefSeq lists its product as uncharacterized. The coding region runs from base 1 to 294 and encodes 97 amino acids. The record is from RefSeq and is a predicted model, not a curated record. Lineage: Eukaryota; Fungi; Basidiomycota; Agaricomycetes; Boletales; Pisolithaceae. The transcript has 2 exons.